Messenger RNA from Letharia columbiana, 1278 nucleotides. RefSeq lists its product as uncharacterized. NCBI's taxonomy places the organism in Eukaryota, Fungi, Ascomycota, Lecanoromycetes, Lecanorales, Parmeliaceae. The record is from RefSeq and is a predicted model, not a curated record. The transcript has 5 exons. Gene Ontology annotation, molecular function: cysteine synthase activity. Gene Ontology annotation, cellular component: cytoplasm. Bases 1 to 1278 code for a protein of 425 amino acids.
AUGGAGAAUCGACCAAAGCUGUAUGCUAUCACAGCAUUCGUAGCCGGUAUCCUUCUGACGCUCGGUUACAAAGAUUUCUACCCUGACCUUGAGUGGUGGUUUUGGAGACGGCGCAAGGCAAACAGGACGGUGGCAGGUGCUGGACUCCAAGACGGUGGUCAAAUUAACUUGGAAGAUCAUGAAAAGAACGGUCCGGCCACAAUGGAUGUGCCUGAAGGUAUAGAAGCUUGCAUCGGAAAUACUCCCUUGUUCAAGAUAAAGUCAUUGUCCAGCGAGACUGGGUGUGAUAUACUAGCCAAAGCAGAGUUUCUCAAUGGCGGUGGAGGCAGUCCGAAAGACAGAGUAGCCCUCGGCAUCAUCAAUCUGGCUGAGGAGCAGGGUCUCUUGACACCUCACUCAGGAGACACUAUCUACGAAGGCACUGUAGGAUCCACCGGAAUAUCCCUCGCUACAGUCUGCAGAGCAAGGGGCUAUCUGGCGUACAUCUGCAUGCCCUCAGACCAAGCAACCGAGAAAUCCUCCCUCCUUCUCAAACUCGGCGCGGUCGUCGAGCGUGUUCCGCCAGCUCCUAUCGUCGACCCUAUGCACUUCGUCAACCGCGCACGCACCCUCGCCGCCGAACACACCGCCGACCCUAAUCGCUUAGGUCGCGGCUACUUCACGGACCAAUUCGAGAACGAAGCUAAUUGGCAAGCUCACUAUGACGGUACAGGACCCGAAAUCUUCCGCCAGUGUGGAGGAAAUUUAGAUGCCUUUGUUGCUGGCGCAGGCACUGGUGGGACAAUUGCUGGUGUUGCGAGGUAUUUGAAGCCGAGAUUGCCGGAUGUGAAGAUUGUGCUUGCGGAUCCGCAGGGGAGUGGGCUGUACAAUCGCAUUAAGUAUGGAGUCAUGUUCGCAACGACGGAGAAGGAAGGGACGAGGAGACGAUCCCAGGUCGAUACAAUUGUGGAGGGUAUUGGGAUCAAUAGAGUCACGGCCAACUUUGAAGCUGGGAGGGAGUUGAUAGACGAUGCUGUCAAGGCGGAUGAUGAGCAAGCUCUAGCGAUGGCUAGAUGGCUUGUGGAGAAGGACGGGAUUUUUGUUGGAAGCAGCAGUGCCGUCAACUGCAUCGCUGCAGUAAAAACUGCACAACAGCUGGGUCCUGGACAUAGGAUCGUUACCAUUCUUUGCGACUCUGGAACGAGACAUAUCUCAAAAUUCUGGACAAGAGCAGGAACCAUUGGCGGCAAGACAGAAAGCAAGCUAGAAGACGUCAUUGGUACGCAGAGUCAAAAUUGA